UUUGAUUCAUUGACAGAAUUUUUUUGAUAAUAUAAAAUGUAAUCCUGAUUUUUUUUUUAAUUAAUUGAUUGUUGUUCUGGAGAUUUGUUGCUCCAGAAAUAGUAUGGAAGGCUAUUUAUUGUCUGAUUCAAGAAUGGCUGCUGCACCCUUUAAAUGGAUUAGUUGUGAAAUUGGAUUAGGGGCGAUUUCUACAUUUUUUCGUGAUUGUUGUUAUCGCGAAAAUCUCGAUUACUUGCUUCUCUAUAUUGUUCUUCUCAGUUGCUUAUUUCAAUUGGAUUGCUUUUUUGCACGUUUGGUUUAGACGAUGAACAGUUUGGUUUAGACGAUAAACGGUCGUUUGCUUUAAAUAUUUACGAAUCUUGAAAGAAACUACGUAUCGAAUGUUGAAUUGAGCGUAGUAUUCAGCUGGUGAUUGUUUUUUAGUACAUGUUCGUUUCUUCGUACUAUACGUGUUUCAUCACAUAAACUGCAGUUGCAAUUUCUCCACGCGAAAGAACGACUCUCCUUGUAGUAUUUGCAUCUUCCGCUAUCGUGGUUCGUAGUUUUCUUUGUUUGGUUUCGACUCUCGACUAUUCUGCAACUGAUCGCCCCGCUAUGCAAAGGAAUUGAUUCUUAUAGUAAUUAUUAACAAGCCGACAUCACCUGAUGUAAGCGUCAGAGUGUAAUCGUCGGUUAACUAAAUUCUUGAUCAAUUCUCCGGCUGAGCUACUCAUUUCGAGUGAUCCCACAUCAUAUUCAAUACCAAUUAACUAUGUACUUGAAUUAAAUCUGUAAAAUGUAUAAUUACACUUAUCGCGAUUUAAGUUGCUCAAACUAAAUUAAUUGUACAUGCCCUCUCACGCGCGUUGAAAUGAAUACGUCGCGAUAACACUUUAGUUUCUGGUGCAUAUAUUUACAUAACCCAUUGGUAGGGGUAAAAAUUGGAAUAUAAAUUUCGAGUUCUAUCGAUUAUGAUUUCGACAAUUUCUAAUAAUAUAAUAAUUGCAUUAUGGAAGUUUUUACUUCUGAUUUUUUUGAAACAUAAUCGGAAUACAUACUAAUUUUCGUUUUCCAAUCUAAUUUUAAUUUCUGAAAAUUCAAACCUCUUUCUUUUCAAAUUACUUAUUGAUUCUCAAUAAGAAAUCCGAUUAUGAACAAGUUUUUUCAUUCCAAUUUUUGAGAUAUUCAAUUUUCUUUGUUGUGGAACUGAAUUGAAAUUAGGGUUCCACUUUAGAAAAACAAAAUAUGUUAUUUUUCCUUUUUAAACUAUAAUUUUGAUUCGUUCCAUCCGAUUUCCAUCCAAUCACGGCCUAAAACGAACACGCGUUGGGAAAAAAGGACAUGGCAACACAAGAAAAAACAACAUCAAGUCUUCCACCGGAGAUCGUCGAAAUUAUCCUGUCAAAAUUAUCGUCAGUUAAGUCUCUGCUUCGAUUUAAAACAGUUUGCAAGUCAUGGAAUACUAUGAUCUCCGAUCCCUUAUUCGCCGAAAUUCAUCUGCAAUCCUCCAAAUCUUCGAAUUAUCUUUUCCUACGUAUGUAUAGAAAUAGUAGCGGCAGAGGGUUUUCUUUGGUUAAACUCGAAGGUGGAAGAAUCCACAAUGAAGCAGUGUUGAAGGUCCACUACGGGUCGUUCAAUCAAGUCUUAGGCGAGUGUAACGGUGUGCUACUCUUGAACGAAAAUCUGCACGCGCGUAAGGAAUAUGCUUUCUGGAAUCCAUCCACUCGAAGGCAGGCCCAUUUUUCGUCCCCAUACAUACGUGAUCAAUUUAAACCAGUGACUCAUGGGAUUUGUUACGAUCCGAUAACGGAUGAUUUCAAGGCUGUUAUGAUUGCCAAAGAGAGUUACAGAAUUUACUCGUGUAAGAACAAUUCUUGGACGGAGAAAAAAGGAAUCGGUCAAUUCUAUUUUUGCAUGGUGGGCUGGGGAGUCUUCGCUGAUGGAGCUAUUUAUUGGGUUUUGGGUGAAUUGGAUAAUAACUGGAUUAUACAAUUAGUGUAUUUCGAUCCAAGAACCGACGAGCUGAAGAGGUUGCAGAAGCCCAAAGAGCUAAUUGGCGGCAAUGAUGAAGUAAUUAUGAAAGUGGCUUCUUUGAGAGACAACAGCCUGUGUUUGUACUUCAACACGAUCGAUGAUAGGACGAGAAUUCGAUUCUUGAUAAAGGAAAAUGGCGUUUUGGAGAAUCCUAAUUGGAAGGAGUUUGUAGUUAUCGAGAACGUUGUGGAUGCUCCGACUGUGUGGUUUCAACUACUAGACUUUGUGGAAAAUAAGAUUGUCAUUAAAAUAGAUCAGAAAAAAUAUCUCUACUAUGACCCUCGUGAGAAGACGAUCGAAGAAGUUGAAGAGAGAGAUGAAAUGUGGGGUGCAUUUGUUCCAUAUCUGAAUACUCUGCUCUUCCCAGCUCGGGUUUCUGGCGGAAAAUAAGAUUGUCGAAUUCAUCAGAUGACAAAAGAUUUGCUUGCUAUGUAAAAGUUCGAUUUUCAUACCAGUUUUGCUCGAAACUUUUCUUACCUGAAUUGAUAAAUUUACGAGUUUUUUUUUUUU
Molecule: messenger RNA, 2523 nt
Organism: Erythranthe guttata (spotted monkey flower)
Lineage: Eukaryota; Viridiplantae; Streptophyta; Magnoliopsida; Lamiales; Phrymaceae
Source: RefSeq, a predicted model, not a curated record